Messenger RNA from Setaria italica (foxtail millet), 1318 nucleotides. RefSeq names its product ADP-ribosylation factor-related protein 1. Gene Ontology annotation, cellular component: Golgi apparatus. Lineage: Eukaryota; Viridiplantae; Streptophyta; Magnoliopsida; Poales; Poaceae. Gene Ontology annotation, molecular function: GTPase activity; GTP binding. Bases 238 to 849 code for a protein of 203 amino acids. Gene Ontology annotation, biological process: intracellular protein transport; Golgi to plasma membrane protein transport; protein localization to organelle. The record is from RefSeq and is a predicted model, not a curated record. The transcript is spliced from 7 exons.
GCCACCGGGGAAGGAACCGGCUCCCAUUGGCUCGGCUCGGCUCGGCUCGCCACCGCCUUCCUCCCCGCGAACACGUCGUGACCUCGAUCCAGAUCCAGCCAACUGCACGCGUCGGCAUAGCCCCCCCUCCCCUGGACGCCACUGCUCUGGAGUGGGGGAUCAUCCGCCUGGAAUUGGGCCGAUCGCUUCGUUCCUUGGUGCUGGGUAGCUGAUUGAGGUGGAUAUAACCAUACAGAGAUGUUCUCCUUGUUCUAUGGCCUGUGGAAUCAUGUCUUCAGCAAAACGGAGUUCCAUGUGCUUAUCCUCGGAGUUCAUAAGGCUGGGAAGACGACCUUUCUAGAAAAGUUGAAGUCGAUCUACCUGAAGGGAGAAGGUCUUCCGCAUGAUCGGAUUGUUCCUACAGUUGGUCUUAAUAUUGGGCGUAUUGAAGAUGCGAAUGUAAAGCUUGUUUUCUGGGAUCUGGGAGGUCAGCCUGGCCUAAGAACAAUAUGGGAGAAAUAUUAUGAGGAGGCCCAUGCUGUAAUAUAUGUUAUCGACUCUGCUGCUGCAGCAUCAUUUGAGGAUGCCAAAUCUGCUCUUGAGAAAGUUCUCCGCCAUGAAGAUCUGCAAGGAGCGCCAAUACUCAUAUUUGCAAACAAGCAGGAUUCACCAGCAGCUGUCUCAGAGGAAGAAUUGGCUAGACAUCUGCAUCUUAAAGAGUUAGAUGAGAGGCCAUGCAUGUUCCAGGCUGGAUCUGCUUUUGAUGGGACGGGGAUCAAACAUGGUGUUGACUGGCUGGUAGAAGAAAUGGAGAGGAGUAAACGCACCGAGUUGCUGAGGGUGCGUACAGAAGCAGCUGGGAAGAUUUAACGCUUCAACUCAGGCUAUCACGCAUGAUUUUCUAGAGUUCAAAGCAUCUGAGGAGGAUGGCUCCUAUGAAUUCCAUGAAUAUGGAUAGAUGCUUGCCCCCUUCUCAAUGGUCAAUUGAGCCACAUCCUAUCAAGUCAGGCCCCCCGAGUUGGCCCCAGAAAAGAUUUUUUGGUUGUGCUGCUCUUGCAGUUUUGAAGUUGUAGGAUGUCCAUUGUAGCAAUGGCAUAGAUGACCGUUCCUGGGGUUUCUUGACCUGCAUAUAGCACAUAAAAAUGCGUAUCUAAAGUUGUAGGGAUUCAUGUUCAUAUGAUUGUUGGUUUGGAUAUACUGAAAGUGACAGCAUGGAGCGUAAAGAUCUGUACAUUCGUGAUGCAAUCGUGACUUCAAUCGCGAGAUGUCUUUCCUUGUAACUGCCAUUUCAUUGUACAUUUUCAUAUGAAUCCUAAAGUUUCCUACAAAAUGUUACUUC